AAGCAAUGAGUAAUUUUUAUUGGUCGAUUGUUCGGUUGAAGUGGGAGUCACUUGAUUGCUCAAUUUUACAGUCUUAUUGAGACCUCCCGACCAACCACAACUAAAAUAAGAUUAUCGAGCGCGUGCAGCUGGAAAUUUUGACGCUCGUCUUUUAAAUGAUAACUAUACAAAAAUUUGCCAUUUCAUCGAUGCAACCUCGUAUUCGAGUUUCAACAUUGUCAAUUGUUUGUAUUAAAUAUUAAACAAUUUUAUGUUAAUGCAAACAUGUGUCUUUUGUAGACUAUAGUGUUACAACAUUUAAACUGAGAAAAAAUGGAGUAAAUACAAAUAAUGAUAAAUCAUACUGUGUUAUUACGAGUAUAUUGCAAAGCUAGCUUUCGUUCGAUUGAGUUAAUGAAAAACGGGAAAGAUUCGAUGAGAGCUGUGUGUCGUUCCGUAGAAUUCGGUCUGCGCGCGGUUGGCGUGUGGCCGGGCACAUCGUACGCAAUUUUACGACGAUUCUUUUGUAUAUUCUCGAUGGGAGUGUUUCAGACUUUUCAGUAUCAGCAUUUGAUUAUGCACAUCAGCGAGAAGAAUCUACCGCUCCUCAUGGACGUAUUAAGCGCAACAAUUACUUAUAGUCUUCUGCUUGUCAAGCUCAUUAUUUUCGCGUUCAAUGCGAGUCUGCUGAACAAAAUUAUAACAGUCAUGGUCGACGAUUGGAAGGAGCGCGAAAUUUCAGAUAAUUACACGAUGACCAGAAUAGCCUACAUCUCUCGUCGUAUCUCCAACUUUAUAAUUGUCUCGCACGCGCUGUCGGUGUUCCUUUAUGCAACUGGUACUCUGUUAAGACACAGAAACGAUAAUCAAACUGACACUCGGGAACUCAUCCUCAAAAUGGAGUUACCAUUCGCAAUCGAUAGCACAUCGAUAUAUGUGGCUGUUCUCGUUAUACAGUUUGUUCAUCAGACGAGUGCGGCUAGUAUGGCCGGUGUCAUGAACUCCUUGCUGAUAACAUUGGUUCUUCAUGUGGGUGGACAGAUUGAUAUAGUGCGAGAAAAACUGAGUAAAAUCUCCCGAAAAAGCAUCGAGCGAAGUACGAGUGACAGCAUCGUGAAAACGUUGAUCGUUCGACAUCAGAGAAUCAUUUCGCUGUCCAAGAACAUCGAGGCGCUUUUCUCGAAUAUCGCUCUGAUACAAUUCGUAUCGAACACUCUGGUUAUUUGCUGUCUAGGAUUUAUCAUUGUGAUCUCUAUCGGUGUACCGGGUGAAUCGGCGGUGUUAGUGAAAUCCGUAUUAUUUUAUAUUCUUAUCAGCUUGGAGGCAUUUGUACUUUGUUUCGUCGGGGAACAUCUCAGUAUGAAAAGCGAAAUGAUCGGCGACGCCGCGUACGAAUCACUUUGGUACGAAUUAAACCCGAAUCAGAAUCGAGAUAUCUUUUUCAUAAUCUUAAGAUCGCAGAAGCACUUGACACUUACGGUCGGAAAAGUCAUGGAUCUUUCCUUGAAGCAAUUUGCUAGCAUCGUGAAAGCUUCGGCGUCAUAUAUGUCGGUUCUACACGCGAUAAAAGAGAAAGAGAGUAAGUUUAAUGCUAUCGUGUCUGAUUUCUAUGCCGAUUCUAUGAAUAAUGAAGUGGGCUUGAAUACCGUGAUGAAUACCGUGUGUCAUUCCGUGGAAUUCGGUUUGCGUGCAAUCGGCAUAUGGCCCCAUACGUCAUACGCAAUUUUGCGCCAAAUCUUAUGCAUAUCCUCGAUGGCAAUAUUUCAAACGUUUCAAUAUCGAUAUUUGUUCAUGCAUUUCGACGAAGAGGAUCUUUUUAUCCUGAUGGAUGUAUUGAGUGGGACUAUAUCUUACAGCCUUGUGUUUCUCAAGUUGAUAAUUUUCGCGUUCAAUACUCAUUUAUUGAAUGAAAUCAUAGUGCAUGUGAUCGAGGACUGGAAAAAACGCGAUGUCUCCGAAGAAUACACGAUGACCAGAAUAGCUUACAUCUCUCGUCGAUUCUCCAAUUUGAUAAUCAUUAUAUACGCGAUGUCGGUACUUCUUUAUGCUAUCGGUACUCUGUUUAGGUAUAAGAAUAGCAAUCAGAACGAUGCUCGAGAGCUCAUUCUUAAGAUGGAAUUGCCUUUCGAAAUCAAAAAUACAUCAGUGUAUAUCGCUGUUCUAAUUACACAGUUUGUUCACCAGACGAGUGCAGCUAGUACGGAGGGCGUGUUAAACUCCUUGCUGAUAACACUAGUGCUUCACGCUUGUGGGCAGAUCGAUAUAGUACGUCAAAAGUUGAGAGAAAUCACACGGAAGAAUAUUGAGCAAGAUGCCACCGAAAGUAUCAUGAAGAUGUUGAUUAUUCGUCAUCAGAAGAUUAUCUCGUUCUCCAAAAAUAUCGAAAAUCUCUUCUCAAUCAUCGCAUUAAUACAUUUCGUAUCAAAUACUUUGAUCAUCUGUUGUUUAGGAUUUCUUAUUGUAGUUUCCAUCGGAGUACCAGGUGGAACAAUGGUGUUAGCAAAAUCUGUGUUUUUUUACCUUGCAAUUUGUUUAGACGCAUUUAUAUUUUGUUUCGUCGGAGAGUAUCUCAGCAUAAAAAGUAGAAUGAUCGGCGACGCGGCAUAUGAAUCGCUUUGGUACGAAUCGAACUCAAAUCAAAAUCGAGAUGUUCUUCUAAUGAUGAUAAGGUCACAGAAACAUUUGACACUUACUGUUGGAAAAUUUGCGGAUCUCUCUUUGCAACAAUUCGCAAAUAUUGUGAAAGCUUCAGCAUCAUAUGUAUCGGUGUUACACGCGAUGUAUUGA
This is a messenger RNA of Camponotus floridanus (Florida carpenter ant), 2766 nucleotides long. RefSeq lists its product as uncharacterized. Gene Ontology annotation, biological process: detection of chemical stimulus involved in sensory perception of smell; sensory perception of smell. Bases 331 to 2766 code for a protein of 811 amino acids. Gene Ontology annotation, molecular function: odorant binding; olfactory receptor activity. The transcript has 12 exons. NCBI's taxonomy places the organism in Eukaryota, Metazoa, Arthropoda, Insecta, Hymenoptera, Formicidae. The record is from RefSeq and is a predicted model, not a curated record. Gene Ontology annotation, cellular component: plasma membrane.